AUGACAAGUGUAUUUAGAAAACCGCCUGAUUCUGACAGGAAUAUUAAGGCUUCAUUAUACUUUGGGAACUUGGAUCCGCAAGUAACAGAACCACUUUUGUACGAAUUAUUUAUUCAAUUUGCUCCUAUACGAUCGCUUAAUCUUCCAAAAGAUCGAGUGUUGAAAACACAUCAAGGAUAUGGUUUUAUUGAAUUUAGAACAAUUAAAGAUGCUGAGUAUGUGUUGAAUAUUUUAAGAGGUAUACGGUUGUACGGCAAGAUGUUAAAACUCAAAAAAGCAGAAUCAAAUUUCAAAGGAAAUUCACAACAGGUUGGAGCCACUACGGCAAGUAAUGCUAUGGAUAUUGGGGCCAAAAUUUUUAUUAAUAACUUGAACCCAUUAAUAGAUGAACAAUCAUUAGCUGACACAUUUUCGAAAUUUGGAACUCUUAUCAGGGCCCCAUCUAUCAUUCGGGACCCGGAGAGCGGAGAGUCAAAAGGUUACGGCUUUAUAAGUUUUAACGAUUUUUCCAGCAGUGAUAUGGCAAUACAGAAGAUGAAUGGUGCUAUAUUGAUGAAUUCAAAGGUGUCAGUAACAUAUGCAUUUAAAGAUGACCCAACGAGUGGACAACAUAUGAAAAUUAAGCAUGGAGACAAGGUCGAAAGAUUGCUAGCAGAAAAUGCUAAAUCAAAUAACGUCCUGAUAUCGUCUACGAAACAAAAUGAGAGCGGUAAGAUAGCCAAACCCAGGAAGAACCGAAGGACUGGUAACUAA
Debaryomyces fabryi is the source of this 753-nucleotide messenger RNA. Its product is annotated as U2 snRNP complex subunit. Bases 1 to 753 code for a protein of 250 amino acids. Gene Ontology annotation, molecular function: RNA binding. The transcript has a single exon. The record is from RefSeq and is a predicted model, not a curated record. Gene Ontology annotation, biological process: positive regulation of mRNA splicing, via spliceosome. NCBI's taxonomy places the organism in Eukaryota, Fungi, Ascomycota, Pichiomycetes, Serinales, Debaryomycetaceae. Gene Ontology annotation, cellular component: U12-type spliceosomal complex; nucleolus.